Ixodes scapularis (black-legged tick) is the source of this 6243-nucleotide messenger RNA. Its product is annotated as ataxin-7-like protein 1. The record is from RefSeq and is a predicted model, not a curated record. NCBI's taxonomy places the organism in Eukaryota, Metazoa, Arthropoda, Arachnida, Ixodida, Ixodidae. The transcript has 13 exons. The coding region runs from base 64 to 2907 and encodes 947 amino acids.
AUUGUGUUUUCAUCCGUGCGAGAGAAAAAAAAGCGGAGAAACAAAUUCGUAGGUCUGUUCAAAAUGGCGGCUCCAAAUAAUAUGUCGGUGAACGAGGGCCAGUCUUGGAAUUCUUGGGCCGAAACUAUGGGCUUCAGGAGCCCAGAAACAAACGAAGAAGCCGAAACAGAGACAGAAGCAUCAAAAAGAGAAAGCGAUGCCAUGAAAUUGAGAAAAGAGGACAUGGAGCUCUUUGGAUUCUGCCCUGCCUGGGAUGAGUUCUACCUAGUAGUGUGUGAAAUAUGUAACCAAGUCACAAAGCCACAGGCACUUCGAAAUCAUCUAGAGCAACGCCACGGGAGCAACGCCUUCUCGCGGAGCGACCGGGCUGACCCGUCUCUGCUCCACCCCGCGGGGGGCGGCAAGUCCGGCAGCAGCUCUUCCUCCUCCUCUUCCUCGUCUUCGUCAUCUUCGUCGUCCUCUUCGUCCUCCGCGUCUUCUGCCCCCCGCAACCCUGCCAGCCGGCCUCCUUCCACCAUGUCCUCUUCCAAGCCGCCGGCCACCAACCGGCUCGCCAACUCCGCGUCGACCCUGGAAAGGCUCAAGCGGAACCACCACUCGAUGGCACCCGUGGUGCGGGUGGAACGAAUGCCCCUGGCCAAGCACGCGCAGGAGGCGCUGCUCAGGCACAACUCCCCGGGCGGGGACAAGAAGGAGCUCCCCUCGCCCCAGCAGCCCCCUCCCCUCACCCCGGGGGGCUCGGGUCUCCUGUCGGGGCCCGGCCCAGGGGCGGGGGCAGGGCCCGUCACCCUCCUGGCCCCCGCGAGGAAGCAGGGUACGGGGGGCGGGGCUGCCUCCGCCGCGGCAGGUUCUAACCCGGCCGCGACUCCGGUCGCCGCCCCCUCGGGAAGGAAACUGCCUCGGGAACGGAAGCUGCUUCCCUGCAAAGAUCGGGAGUACGACCCGAACAAGCACUGCGGCGUCCUGAUCGUGGACCACGGAAAGCCCUGCACUCGCUCUCUCACCUGCAAGACCCACUCGCUGUCGCUGCGGCGGGCAGUGCCGGGGAGGAAGAAGAACUUCGACGACCUGCUGAUAGACCACCGUGCAGCCAAGGAGGCCAGCAUGGGCUCUGCCAAGCCCACACCGCACGCCGUGGUGGCCUCGCUGGCUGUGACCGGCGCCGCCGACAGCGCCGCCCUGCCUCGUUCUUCCUCACCCGCCGCGUCGUGCGCCGCCCCGCCAUCUUCGCAGCACUGCAACAGCGCCACCUCGCCGGCUUGCCUCCCGUCCUCGGCGGCGAGCGGCGGCAAGCAGGCCUGCUCCCUAGAAGGCUCUGGAAGCUGCAGAGUCAACUGUGGGCCCACCGUGGUGCGUUCGCCCGCGGCCACUGGCGGCGGGAGUUUCAAGCAGGCCCCUCCCAAGACGUCCUUGCCGACCGCCUCAAACCAGCCUUCCUCGUCAUGCAGCAGACCAACUCAGAUUCUGCCCAAGGGUAGUUCGAUGGACGUAAUGCCGCCUGUGACGCCCGUCCUAGCAGGAGCGACUCCUAGUACAACCUCUGGCACGUGUCGACGAAGGCCCGACCACAGCAACGACCCUUAUGUGUCGCACCACCCGAGGCCAGCAGCCAUGUGCACGUUUGGCCUGAGGCAAGUUGGCAGCGGCCUCUUCUUGCUGGAUCGGCGGUGGGACGCAACGCGCGUAGCGCUUUCUAUGGCUCUUGGCUCCGAGAGCAACCUUCGUCCUCCUCCGCUGAAGCGGCUCUGCGUGGAGUCCCAGCUGCCCAGCCUUGCCCGGGCCUCCGCGGCGGAGGAGCAGUCCGACCCCUACGGCUUCGCCUGCGGCGCCGCGACGGCAGAACCCUCCUCCGCGAGCCAGCCCCGUUCCCUGCUGCCAAACCCGUCGAACCACGCAGUGCGGAACGCGAGCCACCACCACGUUGCCGUCGCCCCCUCCCCGUCCCCUGCCCCACGGGCCCCGACGAAACCUCCCCCGCGGAGAGACUCCCUAGUGACGCCGACCAGCAAUGGUGGCGUGUUUGUGCCCAGCGCCCGCAAGAAGAAAAGCCCAACCCCCAACCCCCCGCCCACGGCAGUGACUCCCGCAACGAGUGCGCCGGUGUCGUUCCCGUUUCGGACCCACCUGAGUGCACUGUCGCGUCUUCAGAUGCCGGCGAGGGCCAAGGAAGCCGGCGGUGCGAUGCUCGUGGCGACGGCGGACGUGCUCAACGGUCAGGUUUCGGUGAACAGUGGGGUGCUGCUCCAUUCGGUGACGGUGAGCAAGCCGGGAGUGACGGGGGGCGCGACGCUACUACAAAGCAACGGACCCAGGGGCUCCAAGGGGACGGCCCCCGCCCUAACAAAGCCAGCCGGCGGGAGUGGUGGCGCCCUCAACCGGAGAGGUCCCCACCCUCCCGGCCGCACCGCGAUGGGUGUGGUCAAGAAUCACCACCAGGUGUCCUCUUCCGUGCCUCAGGGAUUGGCUCUGCCGGAACUAAUGGCAUCCUCGCAAGUGUCUGCGCCCACGGCAAGCCCCCUGUCCAACGGCCUGCCCAGCAUCCUGGGACAGAGCAAGCUGUACCCAUCGCCAAACCACACCGUGCCAGGGUCCCUGGAGGCUGCCACUUGCCAUCCUGCCCAUCUAGCAAAAGGAGCAAGGAAUGGCUCGAGACCCCACCAAGCCAGGAGUGCGGAUCCCGGUGCCAGCAUAGCCCACGGAACCACGGUCGGCACAAACGCGUCCCUGCAGGCGACGAUGCCGACGACCAAGCAGCAGCAACUGUACCAGCAAGUGCUUGCCAGCCAGGUCCAAGCACAGCUGAUGCCCUCAGCCCUCAAGCUUCCCCUGCUCCUCCCCAACGACGAGCGGCGCCACAGGCCACCCCAGCAGCAACUCAAGGUGCCUGGAGGCUCCAUGCCUACGUGAUGGAGGCCUCCAACAAACUACCGGGUGGGUGACUCGUCGUUGUUGGAGGCGGCACGCGGACUUGCGCACCAGUCUCGUCGUAGCACUCUUUACCUGGCACGGUGCGUUGUGCUGGAUGUGUCUGCCUACUUGUGUCUCCCGCUCGUUUUCUUUCUUUUUCUUGCGCACAAGUUCUGGUGAUGCAGCCGACGUGACGUCCAGCUGUAGUAGGUGGCAGGUAAAGAGCUUAGGGGAAGCUCCUCUACGUCUUUCGGAUUUAGCAGACCAAACGCUGGAGAUGGAGGUCAACCUCCUCUCCAGCAUAUGCUCUACUAAAGUGGAAAGAGGUGGGAAAAGUUUCCCCUGAACUCUUAAACCUGUCACCGACUAUAGGUCGGCGUUGCGUGUCGGUGAGAAGGCAUUAACAUGUCUGCCUGCUCUCUUUUCUUUUUUUCUUAUGGAACAAUUUUGUUAACGAUACUAGCAUGAAAUGCAGAGAAGAGAGAAACAUUGCAAUGGACGCCUUAUGAGGUUUUGUGGCACAUAACGCAAUCGUGGCCUUUGGCCCCUCCUUUUUGAUGCCCUUUUUUCUUCCUCUUUCGGAGCGAAUAAUAAAAUUUGUGAAGUUUGUAGGUAAAGUUGAUCUUGGGGAAAUUUGCGAGAGGAAUUUGAAGUGUGCAAAUGGGUAGUCGGAAUCUAAGAACACAUUAUUUGUAGCAUCCACUGCGCAAAGGUAGAUGAUGCCUUCCUAGCUGUUUCUGCACUCUCAAAGUUAAGAGUUGAUAUAUAACUCUGUUCAGUUCAAAACCACUAUUCACUAAAGUUGAGUGGUUUAUUUGCACCGAUUUUCAUUCAAAACAGGUGAAUCACACUUUCUGGGAUGAAAGCCUUUUCUCUCCCGUCUGAGCCGAGCCUUUCUUUCUGAAGAGAGGAGUGAGCCCGACAUGUCCAGAAUGCAAACGCUUAUCACCCAUGUCUGUCCCUUUAUUUUUUUCUCGUCCCACUGAUAUGCUGCUGUGCUACGUUUUUUUUUGUUUUCUUUGCUGCAAUACUUUUAUCAAACUUGCCUAUUCUUGUAAAUUUGUUUAAAUCUGGUUUUUCAGUUCUGGACUUUUUGCUCCUAUUUUUCUGGGAUUUUCUUUCUUUUGAUUUUUCUUUCAAGCUUGCCAAGCACUUGCCUUUUUCUUGCGAGACAAAGUAGAGCAGGCCGUCAAUGUAACUGCCAGCAGUACAUCACACCACAUCACUGCAUAUGUACAUACACAGACGUCUAGGAGCCAUGCCAACAGGUGUAGGUGAGGACUCCGAGCGUAUGUGGCAAGUCGAGUACCUGCCCCACGUGCUGGGCAAAAUGCACAGCAAAACUUGACGUGCGAUGGGCCUACACAGCUGUCGUAGCAAUCGUCACAUUAGCACACACCUGUAAAUAUGUACAUAGAUGGAAUAGCUCAAAGGCCCAAGACGUAUAGUAAUUGGCUAGUCGGUCUUUGGUGGCAUGUCACGCCCGCGUCGCGCGACACGGUCUCAUCAGUGGGAAUGGCACUUGGCACAGUGUGGAAGUAUUUGCUCAUUUUGUUGGUUCUGUUUUUUUGCUCCCAUAAGAUCUUGCCCCCAAAACUAGAUAGUCUGAUGACUGGACACAUUUAAGUGGUUGAAUAGCCCCGUCUAGGAAAGAGCAUCGCCGACUGUCGUGGCUUUAUUUUUUAUUGUUUGCGGGCAGUUUUUGGUGGCAAAACAAAUAAUUGGACUGAGCAGACAUAUUCUACCUCCUGUAAAAAAAAGAAUACGAUAGCUAGUAUAUACAUACACACACAGAUCUACACAGACUAUAUAUAUUCCCGAAGAACUCUGCCUUACAGACUUGCGUGCAGUUGCCCUGCAUCCAAAGAGCGCGCUGCAGAGAAGCAAAGAUACGACCGUGUGAUGGAAAGCUUGUUUGCAGUCAUGGGAACACGGUGCCGGCAUGGAUAUUAUUCAUCUUUUUUUUCUCCCAUUGUUUUGUUGCCACUCUCAUUCCUUGUCAGAUUACCUUGUCGAAAUUGGGCUCACUUCUGGAACUUUUAUUUUUUGUUUUUUGUACAAGUGAAUUUGCUUUGUGUAGUUUUCAUUCAUGCUCAUAUGUCACGAAGCGGGAGGAUACAGUGACGAAAAUUAUGUGAGAGUUUGCUACAAUCACGCGUUGCUCGUUUGGAGUGCUUCCUUUCCGAAGGAGAUUGAGGUGCAGUGCUGGAAUAUGUGUUCAUUGUGUAGGUAGGAAUAGUUGUUGGCCAUGUUGGUUUUUUUUUCCCUAACCCCUCCCUUACUGUUUGUGCUGUUGUCAUUCUGCUUUGAGCAACAAACAUUCCAAGGAGUUGCAGGAUGCAAAAUGAACAGAGUAGCUGUUGUUGUGGUAUGCCAAAGGUGUUACAUUGUGAGAAGGAGCUACGGAAGUUGUUUUACAAGUAGGAAACAAAAUACUAUAAACCCUGCGGGAAAAAAAAAAAAGAAAGAAUGCUUUCAAGAAGACAAUUUGAAGAAGCAAGUUUGAUACGAGUGCAUACGAUAGGUGCUGGACCACAUUUGUGUAUGUUUGCUAAGCAUGACGGUUCAUGCUGUGAUUGUGUGCAAGUUUGAAGAGUUUUUGUUUCUUGUUUUUUUUUUUUUCACUGUGAUACACGUGCAGAACAAGCCGCCACUGGUCUCGAGACUUGAAAGGGAGACAGCCUCCUGUUUGGAAAGCAUAAUUUUUGUACACACCUCAGGCUUUGCUUUUGGCACAAAGCUCAAGAAGUGCUGUAUAUAUUUAUUAGGGUUGCGCAGCAUUCUUAUGCAAGUUCUAGGAGAACACCGCGUGUGCGGAGAGAACUUGUCCGUUUGCUUUGUUCUGGGUUAUCUUUACAACACUGUGUUCUAGUCACCCGUUUCAAACACAUGGUUGGAAGGAAUGUUUGGAAUUCUGAUGUGAUUUUUCAAUCUUGGAUCGACUAAAUUGUGAGAAGCAGUCCCGUUUUUUUUUUUUUUGCGUGUAUUGGCUGACGACUGCACAAAAAUGCUACAUAAAUGUGUGAAUGAGUACAUGUGUGGAUGAACCCUGUUGCAUUUAGAACGAGAAAAAAAUGCCGCAACUGUUAAUUUUGGCUGUUUAGGAAGUAAUCACAUCCUCCACCUGUUAGUCCACGUACUUCAUCAGCAUUUAUUUCAAACAACGAACAUCACUUUUUUUUUUCUCUGUAGUUUUUUUGGGUGUCGUCGUUCUUGCCGCAAACACUGUUUAAAUUUUGAAGUGUAAGUAACAUACAGAAUUUUUGGUAACACACACAAACACACAGACGGCCUUUUGUAUAUGCUGUACAUAUAAAUAAAAGCUAUUUAUCUAUU